Capsicum annuum is the source of this 546-nucleotide messenger RNA. RefSeq lists its product as uncharacterized. The record is from RefSeq and is a predicted model, not a curated record. The transcript is spliced from 2 exons. Bases 1 to 546 code for a protein of 181 amino acids. NCBI's taxonomy places the organism in Eukaryota, Viridiplantae, Streptophyta, Magnoliopsida, Solanales, Solanaceae.
AUGGCUGCACCUCAAGAAAUAAUCCCUCCAGUUAUUAUUAACUCUGGUGAUGCUACUGCUACCAAUAGCAGUGCUUCUACUACUUUACCUAUUAUUCAUGUGGACCAACUAAUCCAGCAAGCAAUGAUGGCAUCUGUCGAUGCCACUAUUGUGGCUACUGUUUCCACAGCUCCAUCUGCUAAGACUGCCUGGGAACUUCUUCACACGGCUUAUGAAAAUAAGAGCCACACUCGCAUUUUUAGCUUGCGUGACCAAUUGCAGAAUAUCAAGAAAGCCUCUAAAUCUAUUGCAGAAUACUUACAAGAGGUUCGAUCUCUUUUUGAUGCUCUCAAAGUUACUGGAUCACCAGUAACAUAUGAUGAACUUAUUGUCAAGAUUCUAAGCGAACUGGGCCUGGAGUAUCGUGAAAUCUCUGCUGCUAUAAAAGCAAGAGACUCUUCAUUGAGUUUUGAAGAAUUAUUUCACAAGCUCACCGAUCAUGAGUUUUUCCUCAAGCACCAAGAUCUCGAGAAGUCAUCCUCUACUAUCAUAGCUGUUAUAGCAUAA